Molecule: messenger RNA, 6666 nt
Organism: Carassius auratus (goldfish)
Lineage: Eukaryota; Metazoa; Chordata; Actinopteri; Cypriniformes; Cyprinidae
Product: Golgi apparatus protein 1-like
Exons: 26
Coding region: 96-3521 (1141 amino acids)
Cellular component (GO): Golgi membrane
Molecular function (GO): fibroblast growth factor binding
Source: RefSeq, a predicted model, not a curated record
CAGAGCCUUCGCCGCAGUAGGUUCUUCCGGUCAGCGCGGAGUGAGUCUUUGGCGGCGGAGUGAGUGGAGCUCGGUUCAGCUGUUUGUGGUUGAAGAUGGCGUCGUGUGGACGUGUUCAGCUGCUGCUGCUCUUCAUGUCUCUCUGCCUUCUCAGCGUACGGUCUCUUAAACCUCUUCCAGGUUUCGGGAAUGUCCAUCCUCCGGCUGCCGCCAUGCACCAGCAGUUCAGAGCCGCGAUACCGAAUCCAGGGAAUAACGCCGUCGCCGCCGCCGCGUCCUCCGGUGCUCAGUCUAAAAGAUCCACCGGCUGGAAGCUGGCAGAAGAGGAGGCCUGCCGGGACGACGUGACCAGGCUCUGUCCGAAACACACCUGGACAAAUAACCUGUCCGUACUGGAAUGCCUGCAGGACAAGAAGGAGGACACAGAGAUUGCUGCAGACUGCAACCAUCUGUUGUGGAACUACAAGCUGAAUCUGACCACAGAUCCGAAGUUUGAGUCCGUGGCGCUGGAAGUGUGUACGAGCACCAUGCUAGAGCUGAAAGAGUGUGCAGAUGAGGAGCGGGGGAAAGGCUAUCUGAUGUCCUGCCUGGUGGACCACCGCGCCAACAUCACAGAACGCCAGUGCCAUCAGUACAUCACUAAGAUGACCAGCAUCAUCUUCAGCGACUUUCGGCUCAUAUGUGGCUUUAUGGACAAAUGCAGAGAAGACAUCAACACCCUGCAGUGUGGAAGCAUCGCAGUUGGAGAAAAAGACCUGCAUUCCCAGGGUGAGGUGAUUGCGUGUCUUGAGAGGGCUCUGGUCCGGGAAGCAGAGCAGCAGGAUAAAGCUCGUCAAAUCAAGGAUGCCUGCAAAAAGUCCAUCAUGAGAGUGGCUGAACUAUCAGCAGACGACUUCCACCUCGACCGCUACCUCUACUUUUCCUGCCGAGAUGACCGCGAGCGCUUUUGUGAGCAUACCCAGGUGGGAGAGGGCAGAGUGUACAAAUGCCUGUUCAACCAUAAAUUUGAGGAAGCAAUGUCAGAAAAGUGCAGAAACGCCCUGACCACUCGGCAAAAGCUCAUUGCUCAAGAUUAUAAAGUCAGUUACUCCCUCGCGAAGGCCUGUAAAGCAGACUUACGCAAAUACCGCUGUAACCCAGACAGCAGCAUGCCUCGCGCCCGAGAGGCCAGACUCUCCUACCUCCUCCUCUGCCUGGAGUCUGCUGUUCACAGAGGCCGUACAGUGACCGGAGACUGUCAGGGUGAGAUGCUGGACUACAGACGCAUGCUAAUGGAAGAUUUCUCUCUGAGUCCUGAGAUCGUGUUGCAUUGUCGAGGAGAGAUCGAGGCGCACUGCUCAGGACUGCACCGCAAGGGACGCACCCUGCACUGCCUCAUGAGAGUCACCCGCGGGGACAAGGGCACGGUGGACAACCUCUGUCAGACAGCACUCCAGACUCUUAUCCAGUCAGCAGACCCUGGUGCUGAUUACCGGAUUGAUCGUGCUUUAAAUGAAGCCUGUGAGUCUGUGAUCCAGACGGCCUGCAAACACAUCCGCAGCGGAGACCCUAUGAUUCUGUCUUGUUUAAUGGAGCAUCUUUACACAGAGAAGAUGGUUCAAGACUGUGAACACCGUCUUCUGGAGCUGCAGUACUUCAUUUCAAGAGACUGGAAGCUUGAUCCUAUCUUAUACCGUAAAUGUCAGAACGACGCGUCCAGACUGUGUUACACCCCGGGCUGGAACGAGAGCAGUGAGCUGAUGCCUCCUGGCGCUGUGUUCUCCUGCCUCUACCGCCACGCUUACCGGACAGAAGAGCAGGGCAGACGGCUCACCAGGGAUUGUAAGGUGGAAGUCCAGAGAGUUCUUCACCAGAGAGCUCUGGAUGUGAAGCUGGACCCUGAGCUCCAGAAACGCUGCUUGACUGACCUGGGCAAAUGGUGCAGUGAGAAGACCGACACCGGACAGGAGCUGGAGUGUCUUCAGGACCAUCUUGAGGACCUGGUGUCAAACUGCAGAGAUGUGGUGGGCAACCUGACAGAACUGGAAUCUGAGGACAUUCAGAUUGAAGCCCUGCUGAUCCGAGCUUGUGAAGCGGUCAUCCAGAGCCACUGCCACGACGUAGCUGAUAAUCAGAUAGACAUGGGGAAUCUUCUGGAAUGCCUGGUGCAGAACAAACAUCAGAGGGAAAUGAAUGAUAAAUGUGCUGUGGGCGUCACUCAUUUCCAGCUGGUUCAGAUGAAGGACUUCCGCUUCUCCUACAAGUUCAAAAUGGCCUGUAAAGAGGACGUACUCAAACUCUGUCCCAACAUUAAGAAGAAGGCGGAUGUGGUCAUCUGUUUGAGCACCACGGUGAGGAACGACACUCUACAGGAUGUGAAAGAUCAGCGUGUGUCUCUCAAAUGUCGGAAACAGCUGAGGGUGGAAGAGCUGGAGAUGUCGGAGGACAUUCGACUGGAGCCAGAGCUGCACGAUGCUUGUAAGAAGGAUAUCAACAAGCUUUGCUCCUCUGUAGCCUAUGGAAAUGCUCAGAUCAUUGAGUGCCUCAAAGAGAACAAGAAGCAGCUGACCCCGGUGUGUCAUCAAAAGAUCUUUAAGCUUCAGGAAACUGAAAUGAUGGAUCCAGAGCUGGACUAUCAGCUCAUGAGAGUGUGCAAGCAGAUGAUCAAGCGUUUUUGCACCGAGUCGGAUGCUAAGAGCAUGCUGCAGUGUCUGAAGCUGAACAAGAACAGCGAGCUAAUGGAUCCCAAGUGUAAGCAGAUGAUCACCAAGAGACAAAUCACUCAGAACACAGACUACAGAUUGAACCCAGUGUUGAGGAAGGCUUGUAAAGCAGACAUACCCAAGUUCUGUCAAAGCAUACUCAGUAAAGCCAGUGAUGCCAAUGAACUGGAGGGUCAAGUCAUAUCCUGCCUCAAACUCAAGUAUGCAGACCAGCGGUUGUCAGGAGACUGUGAGGAUCAGAUCAGAGUGAUUCUUCAGGAGUCAGCGCUCGACUACCGGCUCGAUCCACAGCUCCAGGUUCACUGCAGGAAUGAGAUCACGCGGCUGUGUGCAGAGGAAGCUGCUGCGCAGGAACAGACGGGUCAAGUGGAGGAGUGUCUGAAGAACAACCUACUGAAAAUUAAACAGGAGGAGUGCAAGACGGAGGUGUUGAACAUGCUCAAAGAAAGCAAAGCAGACAUAUUUGUGGAUCCAGUCUUGCACACGGCCUGUGCUCUGGAUUUGAAACACCACUGUGCAGCCAUCAACCCUGGAAGAGGCAGACAAAUGUCCUGUUUGAUGGAAGCUCUGCAGGACAAGCAGGUGCGUCUGCAGCCUGAAUGUAAGAGAAGAUUACAGGACCGCAUCGACAUGUGGAGCUAUGCAGCGCAGGUGGCACCAGCUGAAGGUUUCUCAGACCUCGCUGCUCAAGUCAUGACGUCACCUUCGAAGAACUACAUCCUGCUCAUGAUUGCGCUGGCCGUGUCCAUCCUGUUCCUCGUGGGGCUGCUGUGUGGCCGCAUCACCAAACGUGUGACCAGAGAGCUGAAAGACAGGUAGAGCGAGGGUGCCGCCCAUCCACCAGUUCACGCAUCAUUUCCUGUCCUCGCUGUUCUCUGGGAUCCGUCAGUGGCCACUGAAGCCCACCUCAAUCCAAACAUACAACCUUUGAAACGCUUCUCAGACAGGAUCAAGAUCGUUUUGGGACAUUAUGCCUUGAGAACGUGUUUUUUAUUUUUGUUUUCGAGAGUGACAGCCUUACUUCUUGACUGUAAUAUGAUCAUGUGUCAAUGCAGAAUUUUUAUCGUUGUAUCUUAUUCCAUUUUUUGAGAAUGAUGGGGCUUUAUCAGCAGCUUACAUGAAAAUUCUAAAGCCAUCUUAUAUUUGUUUUCUAAACCACAAGGUGGAAUUCACUUCAGGUGGGAUUAGUUUUGGGGUGUCUGCUGAAUGUUUUGGCACUGGAGAGGGAAGAUGUUUUCUCUAGUCUAAUAUGAUGAACUCGAAUGAUCUUGAGAUGAAACGCUGAUCUUUAUUAGUCCAGACAACGACGUUUAAGAUAUGUUAGACAUCAAUGCUAAACUUGCAAAGUAUGAUAUAUUACUAGAUGGUUUGGUCAUCAAGGGCAGAGACAAACAGAAUAAUAUUAAACAUGUCUUUGAGUGAAUCUCAUUGAAACAAGUCCAUGCACUAUAUAAAUAUAUAUAUAUAUAUAUGAUAAUGACAACUCCCCAUGACAACUUUCACUUUAGUUAUUUUUUCAAUUCUCAUUAUUUGCUAUCAUUUUUUUAAUUGCCAUAAUACAAUUUAUUUAAUUCAACAAAGGCAGUACAACAGAAUAAAAUAAUGCUAUGUCAUAAUUUUCUUUAAGCACAAUUUGUUUUCUUUUUGGUCUGAAAUAUGACAAACAUGGUCUUGGACUGGUUUUGUGAGAUUCCCCUACUGAUAUGAGAAUUAGAAACAUCUGGUUUGCACAUUAAUAAUGCGUUAGACAUUAAAUGAUUCAUAUACGAAGAGUGUGAAAUUCGAACAGACCUGUAGCUCUGUCAGAAAGUUUCAUGUUAAAGAUGGUUUGAUUGUCCAGAGCCAAGUUUGCUGCGGACCAACAUUGUGACAGACAGGACUGUAUACCCUGUGAGAUGAGGUACUUUGAAUGUUCACAGGACGACUGCACUUUUUUGGUGUUUUGUUUUGUUUGGCUUAAGCCUUAUUUAUUGUUUACAACAAAUGUGCUGAUCUUGGUUUUAAAUGUGCGUGCCUCUGUGCGUGCAAGCGUGUGUGUGUAUAGAAACUUAUUUCACUGCUAUGAAAUUGCCUUUUCUCUUUCUCUGUCAUACCAGUGAAAGGAAACAUUCAUUAGUCCCCAUGGAUGGCGGCUCUGUAUUUUUUCAAAGCUGAACCCACAGACAUCUCUAUUAUGAAAAGGAAUUACAUACUUGUCUUUUUAAUGCGUUAUUAAGCUACCCUGACAAUAACUGUGAUGAUUAUAUGCAUAACGUUUGCUAAAUACAAAAGGUUUUUCUAAAAGUUGAUGCAUGCUUUUUGUCCUCAGAUCUCAUUCUGUAUAACCUCAUAUCUGCUUUGCUUUGGGAAAAACUAAUUGGGCAAUUCUCAUGAAAUCCUGUUCAGGUAAAAUUUUACGCCAAAAUCAAAAGACAAAAUUGUUUUUAAUGACACUAUUUUUACAGAUAAACCAGUUGUAAUGAAAUAUAUACACAUGAAAUAUGAUCAAAAUUUCACCUCAAAUUAAAAUUAAAAAAUAAUAAUACAAAACACACUUUGCACUAUUAUUUAGGUGAUAUUUAUUUUCUUGACAAAAGCUGUACCACUACAGAGAAGUUGUCUAUGGAUUCAGUUGUCUAAAUCCAUGCACAUUGGUGUGUGCGGUCUCUCAAGGACUGUGCAAAGCUCCAUGGAACUAAUUUAUCCACUGUCCUUGUAUUAAAGGGAUCCUUCACCCAGAAAUGAAAAAUCUGUCAUCAUUAUUCACUUUCAUUUUGUUCCAAACCAAAUCUUAUGCAUUUAGUUUUUCUGCUCAACACAGUAUUUUGAAGACAUUUCAUUUCGAGAUAACUUAUUGUAUUUUUGUCCAUACAAUGGAAGUCAAUGGGUAACAAAACAGUUUAGUUACAAACAUUCUCGCGUUUCACUGAGAGGUUUGACACAACAUUGAGUGCGAGUAAAUUCAUUUUCAUUUCUGAGUGCACUGUCCCUUUAAUAGAUUCACAAAUUUGGGAACAGAUUUGUACAUAUUUUGCUUUGGAGCUGGAUAGGCCACCGGUGCACUGCUUACCUCUAGCAUUGAUGACCUCAAUGUUAUUCUGUAAAUAAUAAUCUAAUGUGAAAAUCACAGACUGUCCCAGAUUUCUGCUUGAUUGAAAUUUGGACUGUAAAACUCUACUGAUCCUAUGAUCAUGUUUGACUAUAUAUUGUAGAUAAGUAAAUGUUAAAAGUUACGUUAUUCCAAAUAUAUUUCUGCCAGUUCAUGUUUUUUGAGACUGGUCAUGAUGGUCUGUUUUGGUUUGACUGAAUCAUUCUUUUUAGUUUCUUUAGUAUUUUACAUAUAACUGGUUUAUAGUGGGUUUUUAUCAAACGUAUAAAUCACAAAGCUGAUAGUUAUGAGUCAUAUAUCUGAACUCAGAGUGAGCCUGUGUUCUGUUUGGUCUGGACUCUACUAGUUUGGAAAAUAAGUGAUCCUUAAACAGUUUUGGAGGAGGUGCAUGGAAUAUCAAGUCUUUCCAAUGCUUACAACUAGUAUACUUGCUUUCUCCUUUAAGAAAAAGUUUUUUUUUAUAUACCUUUUUUCUCAUUUUUUUUUUUUUUUUUUUUAUUGUGCACAAUUCAUGUUGCCAGAGAUUUUGGAUUCAGGCAAAAAAGAUUUUUGUUGUUUAUUUGUGUCUUUGUGUUGAGGAGCAUCUUUUGAAGCCACUAGCAAAAGCAAACUCUGGACACUGACAUUGCAGAUCAUAGUUCAGAGCCAGAGAUGAUCCUUUCUCUGCUCCUUUGGACUUCAACGCGGCUCCAAUGUCUGUCAUGUUUCACAUGAACAGCAAAUGGACUAAACAUCGUAAAAGGUUAUGGCUGUGAUAUUUGCUCAGUUUCUUCAUUUUACCAUGUAACAUUGUGACAAAUCAGACUUUUUGUUGGUUUCCCUAAUUCUGUACAGAUGAAUUAUCAGUUUAAUAAAAUGCUUUAGGUUUUCUUAGCA